AAAAAAAAUACACACAAAAUCAUCUGACCUACAAACCUUAUUGUUCCACAUCUAAACAUUGAAAUCCCAGAAAAAUAGGCAAAUAUGGAGGGAACACUAUUUUCCCCUGCUUUGGAAGGAAUGAAGCAUGUCAAGUCUGAACAUGGGGAGCUGAUGACAAAGCCUUUCUUGGAAGUUUGCAAACUUGUAUUGCCAAUUCUAGAUAAAUUUGGAGCUGCUAUGACUGUGGUUAAAUCUGACAUCAACGGAAAUAUAUCUAGGUUAGAAUCCAAGUAUAACGAUAACCCAACCAGAUUCAACUACUUGUACAGUUUUGUACAGGCAGAAGUUGAGAUAAAGACUGCUAAAUCUUCAUCCAGCUGUACCAACGGUCUGCUAUGGUUAACAAGAGCCAUGGAUUUCAUAGUGGUGCUAUUUCACAAUUUAGCUCAGCAUCAAGAUUGGUCAAUGUCCCAAGCUUGCAAUGAUUCUUACUCCAAGACGUUGAAGAAAUGGCACGGAUGGCUUGCUAGUUCAAGCUUUACGGUUGCAAUAAAGCUUGCUCCAGAAAGGAAAAAGUUCAUGGAGGUAAUAGGUGGCACCGGUGACAUCAAUGGUGAUAUGGAAAAGUUCUGUACGACGUUUUCACCCAUACUUCAGCAGAUCCAUAAAUUCCUGGCUAGUGUUGGCUUGGACAGUAUGAAAGCUUCAUGAUCAACUUCUUCCCUUGAUGACUACUUCUCCAGUUUCAGCAUUGUUAUAUUUCUCCCAAAUUGUCACCACAUCUAUUGCUUUUAUUGUCAGUUCGCUCCGCUACAGUUCUAUAAUAAUUUUUCUGGCCGCAUCUUAUAUUA
Messenger RNA from Lycium ferocissimum, 833 nucleotides. RefSeq names its product glycolipid transfer protein 1-like. Gene Ontology annotation, biological process: intermembrane lipid transfer; ceramide transport. The transcript is spliced from 7 exons. The record is from RefSeq and is a predicted model, not a curated record. Gene Ontology annotation, cellular component: cytosol; membrane; cytoplasm. Bases 85 to 693 code for a protein of 202 amino acids. Gene Ontology annotation, molecular function: ceramide 1-phosphate binding; ceramide 1-phosphate transfer activity. NCBI's taxonomy places the organism in Eukaryota, Viridiplantae, Streptophyta, Magnoliopsida, Solanales, Solanaceae.